AUACCAAUAGUGUUAAACAAAUACUCAACAUUGACUACCCUCUAUAAAUACAUCUCUUCCCUCUAGUCACCCUCACAUAACAAAUCACAAAAAGGGUGUCUAUAAGCAAAGACAUUUGUAUACAAGAGACGAAUGGGAAAGGGAAAGAGGCUAACAAAGACGCUACUCUUUGAGUGUUUGAUAAUUCUAAUAAUAGUGUGUGACAUGAUCAUUUUGCCUAGUUUUGGUUGUCCUACAGAUGGUAAUGGAUGCAGAAACUGCAUAGUAAAUCACAUAAAAAUCGACUGUCCAAAAUGCGCGCCUAUUAUGCGCUGCAUGGCCAAGUGCUUGUGGUGUGGAACGUCGCGUUCAAAAUGCAUAAAGAAGUGUGAUUGCAAAGGUACUUACCCGAGGCUUUCGGAUUGCAAGAAUUGUUUGUCACAAUGCAAAUGUAGCUGCAGCUCUGUGUAAAACAUGUCUAAUUUUUGCAUAUGUAAGUUCUCAGUUGUAUCAAGCCAUGUAGAGAAAUCAAGCUAAGGGAAAAGAAAUGGUUGUUUAGAGGGGCUAGUUUAUCAUGUUAUAUUCACUUUGAAAGAAACAUCAACUGCUAUGUAGAGAAGUGUUCCAACAAUAAGAUCUUAUUUUUACUUCAUUGAAA
Messenger RNA from Solanum lycopersicum (tomato), 637 nucleotides. RefSeq lists its product as uncharacterized. The record is from RefSeq and is a predicted model, not a curated record. Lineage: Eukaryota; Viridiplantae; Streptophyta; Magnoliopsida; Solanales; Solanaceae.